CAGCCAGCAACUUCGGCAGUAGAGUUUCGGCGAGCUAACCACGACAGUAUUGUCGCCCACAAUCAACCUCUGCUGCUAAAAGCAGUCAACCUGCAGUGAUGUUUGAAAUGGAGACACACAUAUCGUGCCUUUUCCCGGAGAUCCUGGCCAUUAUUUUCAGUUAUCUGGACGUUAAAGACAAAGGAAGAGUAGCCCAAGUGUGCGCGGCCUGGAGAGACGCGUCCUACCACAAGUCGGUGUGGAGGGGGGUGGAAGCCAAGCUACAUCUGCGGCGAGCAAACCCGUCUCUGUUCCCCAGUCUGCAGACCAGGGGAAUCAAAAAAGUUCAGAUUCUCAGCUUAAGACGAAGUCUGAGCUACGUGAUUCAAGGGAUGCCGCACAUCGAAAGCCUGAACUUGUGUGGAUGUUUCAACCUCACAGACAACGGACUCGGACAUGCCUUUGUGCAGGACAUCCCAUCCCUGCGGGUGCUGAACCUCAGUCUUUGUAAACAGAUCACUGACUCCAGCCUGGGCAGGAUUGCCCAGUACCUCAAAAACCUGGAGGUGCUUGAACUUGGGGGAUGCAGCAAUAUCACAAACACCGGCCUGUUGCUCAUUGCCUGGGGACUGCACAGACUUAAGAGCCUUAACCUGCGCAGCUGCAGGCAUGUGUCCGAUGUGGGCAUUGGACACCUGUCUGGCAUGACCCGCAGCGCAGCAGAAGGCUGCCUGUCUCUGGAGAAGUUAACCUUGCAGGACUGCCAGAAGCUGACUGACCUUUCUCUCAAACAUGUCUCAAAGGGCCUAAACAAGCUCAAAGUGCUCAACCUCAGCUUCUGCGGAGGGAUAUCCGAUGCAGGGAUGAUCCACCUGUCGCAUAUGACCCACCUGUGCAGCCUGAACCUGCGGUCGUGUGAUAACAUCAGUGAUACAGGGAUAAUGCAUCUGGCCAUGGGCUCCCUCCGGCUGUCUGGACUCGAUGUCUCCUUCUGUGACAAGAUCGGAGACCAGAGCCUGGCUUACAUCGCCCAGGGGUUGUACCAGCUCAAGUCCCUCUCUCUUUGCUCCUGCCAUAUCAGCGAUGAUGGCAUUAACAGGAUGGUACGCCAGAUGCACGAACUCAAGACUCUCAACAUUGGACAGUGUGUGAGGAUCACAGACAAAGGGUUGGAGUUGAUAGCUGAUCACCUCACCCAGCUGACAGGGAUUGAUCUGUACGGUUGUACUAAGAUCACCAAGAGGGGUCUGGAGAGGAUAACGCAACUGCCGUGCCUUAAAGUGUUAAACCUGGGACUGUGGCAGAUGACUGAGAGCGAGAGAGUGAGGUGAAGUCUCUUAUUUAGUAUACAUGUGCUUCACUGUGUCUAGUGCUCAGUUGUGUACUGAAAGGGACUGCCUGUAUCCACUCUUUAUCUUACAUUCUAUACUGUGACUAAAAACAAGGAGAUGGACUCCGCAUUGAUCACUGGAAUAUUGUUCACCUCCGCUGCAAUACUCCACUCUAAAUUUCAGUCUUAUGCUCUCUUUUGAUGUGCAUUGUUUAAUCUCAGCCUGUGUACAGUUCUUACUAUCUAGCUACCUCACCCAUCAAACACAGGAGUGCCUACAAUCGCUGAAUACUAGAUUAUUGCAUAUUUUUGUGACUCAUGUACCAAUGGAGAUUUAGAUAUUUAAAAAAAAAAAAAAUCUCAUUGCAGAAUAAUAGCUAGUAGGCAUUUUAAUUCUUAACAGAAAGGCAAAUUUUGAUAGUCUUUUUUUUUUUUUGCUGAUGUAUUUUUAACUUGUGUAACCAAUAUGUUUUGUAUUGAGUGACUGUUGACAAAAUUGUACUUCAAAUUGAAGUGGGUGGAUCUCUCCUGUCCGUCUGUCUGUUUUUGUUUACCUGUGUAUAAUUGGCUAUGUUUCAUAUUCCUGAGGAAAUAAGUAUGUAUCAGAUGUUCCAGUAUGCUACUCUGUCAAAGGUUCAUCAACACAACUACAGUAAGGUGUAGUAAUUAACAGCUGCCAAGGCUAUAUGCAAUACCUUUUUAAAACUGUUUUAUCAGUGGUUUUUCUCCUGAGGAGCUUCCAUCGAUAGUCAGAGUAUUUGUUUAAAAAAAAAGCAGUAAUUUAAGAUUGUUUUAUAUUCAUACAGUAGUGAUAUUUAUGAAUAAAGAUGGCAAAUAUGUUUCA
Messenger RNA from Perca fluviatilis (European perch), 2153 nucleotides. Its product is annotated as F-box/LRR-repeat protein 14-like. Gene Ontology annotation, cellular component: SCF ubiquitin ligase complex. Gene Ontology annotation, molecular function: protein binding. Lineage: Eukaryota; Metazoa; Chordata; Actinopteri; Perciformes; Percidae. The transcript has a single exon. Gene Ontology annotation, biological process: SCF-dependent proteasomal ubiquitin-dependent protein catabolic process. The record is from RefSeq and is a predicted model, not a curated record. Bases 99 to 1310 code for a protein of 403 amino acids.